Molecule: messenger RNA, 282 nt
Organism: Clunio marinus
Lineage: Eukaryota; Metazoa; Arthropoda; Insecta; Diptera; Chironomidae
Source: the annotation of a GenBank genome assembly
AUGGCAAAAGAUUUAAAAACUCUUAAUAACAACUUGCGACUUCUUCAAUCAUAUUUUCACUUCUACAGACAAACAUCACGAGAAAGAGCGUUGAAAAGAUUUAAAAGAAAAUAUUUGCAUAGUGAAAGUUUAAGAGCUGAGUUACUUAAUAUCUGCUGUCCACAUAAAGGAUUGCAAACAAAUCGUCAAACUAAUUAUAUAAAUACGGAACUCUUAAGGGAACUUAGAUUGCCUAUGAAUAAAUUAUCAAAAAUACAAAUUUAUGUGCAAAGCAAAAAAUAA